UCCCGGCUACGGCGUGAGGCUACUAACGGUCUGCCACAGAGGUUGCUUCCCUCGUCCCUGGUUGCCGGUGAUCAUGGGGCAGGAGCCGCGUGUGCUGCCGCCCUCCCCUAACUGGUACUGUGCCCGAUGCAGCGAUGCAGUGCCCGGGGGCCUCUUCGGUUUCGCCGCGCGGACCUCCGUCUUCCUUGUCCGCGUGGGCCCGGGCGCGGACGCGAUCCCGGGGACGCCCCCAUUUCGAGUCAUAGGGGAGUUGGUGGGACACACCGAAAGGGUCUCUGGCUUCACCUUUUCUCAUCACCCGGGUCAAUACAACCUCUGCGCCACCAGCUCGGACGACGGGACUGUGAAAAUCUGGGAUGUAGAGACAAAAACAGUUGUAACGGAACAUGCACUCCAUCAGCAUACAAUAUCAGCAUUGCAUUGGUCUCCUCGAGUAAAGGAUUUAAUAGUAUCUGGAGAUGAAAAGGGAGUAGUUUUCUGUUACUGGCUUAACAGAAAUGACAGCCAGCACCUCUUUAUUGAACCCAGGACAAUUUUAUGUCUUACUUGCUCACCUCAUCAUGAAGAUUUAAUAGCCAUUGGCUACAAGGAUGGCAUAGUGGUUAUAAUUGACAUCAGUAAGAAAGGAGAAGUUAUUCACAGGCUUCGAGGCCAUGAUGAUGAGAUCCACUCCAUAGCCUGGUGUCCCCUGCCUGGUGAAGAUUGUUUAUCCAUAAAUCAAGAGGAAAAUUCAGAAGAACCUGAAAUUCCCAAUGGGAAAGUUAUAGCACAAACUCCAGUAGCAAAAGGCUGCUAUUUAGCCACUGGAAGCAAAGACCAGACCAUUCGAAUCUGGAGCUGCUCUAGAGGCCGAGGGGUGAUGAUGUUGAAAUUGCCCUCUCUAAAGAGAAGAGGAGGGGGUAUAGACCCAACUGUUAAGGAGCGCCUUUGGUUGACACUCCAUUGGCCCAAGGAUCAGCCAACACAGCUGGUAUCCAGCUGUUUUGGAGGUGAACUGCUGCUCUGGGAUCUCACUCAGUCUUGGAGACGGAAAUAUACCCUCUUCAGCGCUUCAUCAGAAGGGCAAAAUCAUUCAAGAAUUGUGUUUAAUUUAUGUCCUCUACAAACCGAGGAUGACAAACAGCUGCUGCUUUCCACGUCAAUGGACAGAGAUGUAAAAUGUUGGGACAUGGCCACCCUAGAGUGCUGCUGGACCCUGCCUUCCCUUGGAGGGUUUGCCUACAGUCUGGCUUUCUCUCCUGUGGACACAGGCUGUUUGGCCAUAGGCGUUGGGGAUGGCAUGAUCCGCAUCUGGAAUACACUCUCCAUAAAGAACAACUAUGAUGUGAAAAAUUUUUGGCAGGGUGUCAAGUCCAAGGUUACAGCGCUGUGCUGGCACCCAACCAAGGAAGGCUGCUUAGCUUUUGGAACUGACGAUGGAAAAGUGGGAUUGUACGACACCUACUCCAGCAAACCUCCACAGAUUUCUAGCACAUAUCAUAAGAAGACUGUGUACACAUUAGCCUGGGGGCCACCUGUACCCCCUACAGCACUCGGAGGAGAAGGAGACAGACCAUCACUCACCUUAUACAGCUGUGGAGGAGAGGGGAUUGUCUUACAGCACAACCCCUGGAAACUCAGUGGAGAGGCCUUUGACAUCAACAAACUCAUCAGGGACACCAAUUCAAUCACAUACAAAUUGCCAGUACACACAGAGAUCAGCUGGAAAGCAGAUGGCAAAAUCAUGGCUCUUGGCAAUGAAGAUGGAUCAAUAGAAAUAUUCAGGGUUCCUAACUUGAAACUGAUCUGCACCAUCCAGCAGCAUCACAAGCUUGUGAAUACUAUUAGCUGGCAUCAUGAGCACGGCAGCCAGCCAGAGCUGAGCUAUCUGAUGGCCUCUGGGUCCAACAAUGCAGUCAUUUAUGUGCACAACCUGCAGACUGUCAUAGAGAGCAAUUCUGAAUCUCCGGUGACCAUUACAGAGCCCUACCGGACCCUCUCAGGGCACACAGCCAAGAUUACCAGUCUGGCAUGGAGCCCACAUCAUGAUGGAAGGCUGGUAUCUGCUUCCUAUGAUGGUACAGCUCAGGUGUGGGAUACUCUCCAGGAAGAGCCUCUAUGCAAUUUCCGAGGACAUCGAGGUCGACUGUUUUGUGUGGUGUGGUCCCCACUGGAUCCAGACUGCAUCUACUCAGGGGCAGAUGACUUCUGUGUGUACAAAUGGCUCACUUCCAUGCAAGAACAUUCCCGGCCUCCUCAAGGCAAGAAAAGUAUUGAAUUAGAGAAAAAAAGGCUCUCUCAGCCUAAGCCAAAACCAAAAAAGAAGAAAAAGCCCACCUCGAGAGUGCCUAUAAAGCAGGAAUUGUGUGACCGGAAUGAAGACGAGGGCGUGAAAGAGAGCUCGGGCCCUGUUGAGAACGGCGUGUCGGACCAGGAGACCGAGGAGGAAGCCCGGGAGCCAGAGCUACCCUGUGCUGUCACCUCAGCCGUUUCUAAAGAACCAAUUAGCUGCACUCCAGUUUCUGUAGGUUUUGAAAAGUCAAAAGUCACCAUUAAUAACAAAGUCACUUUACUGAAAAAGGAGCUACCUAAAGAGAAGUCAGAAGCCUUAAUGAAGAAGCGAAAAGCUCGUUCCAUCCUUCCACUGAGUACGAGCCUGGACCACAGAUCCAAAGAGGAGAUUCAUCAGGACUGUUUGGUGUUAGCCACUGCAAAACACUCCAAAGCAGAGCCAAAUGAGGAUGUGUCUGCUGAUCUUGAGGAAAGAUUUCACCUGGGGCUGUUCACAGACAGGGCUACCCUGUACAGAAUGAUUGAAGUUGAAGGAAAGGGGCACUUGGAAAAUGGCCACCCUGAGUUAUUUCACCAGCUCAUGCUUUGGAAAGGAGAUCUAAAAGGUGUUCUCCGGACUGCAGCAGAGAGAGGAGAGCUGACAGACAAUCUAGUGGCUAUGGCACCAGUGGCUGGUUACCAUGUGUGGGUAUGGGCUGUGGAGGCUUUUGCCAAACAGCUGUGUUUCCAGGACCAGUAUGUCAAGGCUGCCUCUCACCUGCUUUCUAUCCACAAAGUGUACGAAGCUGUGGAGCUGCUCAAGUCAAACCAUUUCUACAGGGAGGCUAUUGCAGUUGCCAAGGCCCGGCUGCGCCCAGAGGACCCGAUCCUGAAAGACCUGUACCUCAGCUGGGGGGCCGUCCUAGAAAAAGAUGGCCAUUAUGCUUUAGCAGCCAAAUGCUAUUUAGGGGCCACUUCAGCUUAUGAUGCAGCCAAAGUUUUGUCAAAAAAGGGGGACGCGACAUCACUUAGAACUGCUGCAGAGCUGGCUUCAAUUGUAGGAGAGAAUGAGUUGUCUGCUUCCCUGGCUCUCAGAUGUGCCCAAGAGCUGCUUCUGGCCAGGAACUGGGUGGGAGCCCAGGAAGCCCUGCACCUUCACGAAAGUCUAAAGGGUCAGAGACUGGUGUUUUGCCUUCUUGAGCUACUGUCCAAGCACCUGGAGGAAAAGCAGCUUUUGGAGGUCAAAAGUUCCUCUUCUUACAAUGCUUGGACCGCAGGCGGCGAAGGGCCCUUCGUGGAGAGAGUGACUGCGGUGUGGAAGACAGCCUUCAGCCUCGACUCCCCAGAGCAGUAUCAGGCAGCAGUUCGGCAACUGCAGAGUGUCAAGUACCCCUCUGCUACAAGUAACACUCCCUCCAAACAGCUCCUGCUUCACCUUUGCCAUGACCUGACCCUGGCAGUGCUGAGCCAGCAGGUGGCCUCCUGGGACACAGCUGUGGAAGAACUGCUUCGGGCUGUAAUGCGGAGCUACGACUCAGGAAAUUUCACCAUCAUGCAGGAAGUGCACUCAGCCUUUCUUCCUGAGGGCUGUGACCACCUUAGAGACAAACUGGGUGACCAUCAGUCCCCCACCACACCAGCCUUCAAAAGUUUGGAGGCUUUUUUUAUUUACGGACGUCUGUAUGAAUUCUGGUGGUCUCUCUCCGGGCCUUGCCCUGAAUCCAGCAUCUGGGUAAGGGCUGCUCACAGAAGGAUGACUUCUGUUGAGCAAAGCCAGCAGCUGAACAAUGUCAGCCCUGAAGAAACUGAGCCCAAAGCUUCUCAGCCAGAGCCAAGCAGGCCUCCAGAACUAGACGUGAGACUCACAGAAGAAGGUGAGCAAAUACUGAGAGCUUGUAAGGAGCUCUUUUCAGAAGAGCAUGCCAGUCUCCAAAAUUCACAGAGAACUGUUGCUGAAGUCCAAGAAACCCUGGCAGACAUGAUCCGCCAACACCAGAAGAGACAACUCUGCAAACCUACGGCAGAUGGUCCUGCUAAGAAUGAACCUGAACAGGAAGCAGAACAGUCCCUCUCUGGUUCUCAGCACCAGUGUAAAGAAGAAAAAAGUGAGCCAGUUUCUUUGCCUGAAUUAACCAAAAGGCUUACAGAAGCGAAUGAGAGAAUAGCUAAGUUUCCUGAGAGUAUUAAGACCUGGCCCUUCCCAGAUGUGCUGGAGUGCUGCCUCAUCCUGCUUCACAUCAAGUCUCAACAUCCUGGCUGUGUGACGCACGAAAUGCAGCAACAGGCUCAAGAGCUCCUUCAAAAAUACAGCAACACUAAAGUUUACAAAAGACACUGCCAGACCUUCUGCACAUGAACUUUCAAGGACCUUUAAGAAACUGUGCCAAAUUCAAAAUACCCAACACCUUUCACCUCUGCAGUUAUACCUCGCCAGACAUUCACUUUGAUCCAGAGAUGUUUCUGCAGUGAUCCAAAAAAUACAAAUAAGGGUCAAGUUUGAAUCUACUCUACGCUUAGGCACAGUGGAAUCUGCCUUUGGACUCAACUGUGGUUUCCAGGGAGGAAAGAUUAUGAAAAGCCAGCAGUAGUUAUUCAGAACUAACACCUGCAGAGUGAUUGUUGGUCAUCUCUAAAGCCUUAUGCAGGUUUCACCCAAAGAGGAGAAACUUUUUAAAUCACCCAAAGUGUCAUAUUCUUCAACACAGGCUACCUUUAUAAAUGCUUCACCUGAUCAUAAAUACGUCAGUCUUGUUUGAGAUAGAAUUGCUGCAUUUUAUGACUAUUGGUAUCAUUUUCUUCCCUGUUUUUGUUAACCUGGGUUCUCCCCUUCUGCUCUUCCAGACUGAAGUUUGAAUGUGAAAUAGGCCUUACCCAUCAUGUUGACUCUUUACCCUAUCUGAACUUUAGGUCAAAAGUUUGGUUUUAGUGUUUCCUGGAUAGCUUAUUUGAACAAAUCCCUUACGAAAGCUUUAGAAGAACAAAUAACUAACUCAAAUGUGUCUUAUCCCUUCGGUUUUGUAAGAAAUGACUGAUGGUGAUCAAAAUAGCUCGGGAAGAAAUUACCUUUUCAGUGGUUCUUUAAUCUUUUUUGGAUCACAGGACCCUUUGGAAAUUAAAGCCACAGAUGAUCUUUGAAGAAAAAUGCAUAUUCCUCAUCUUGCAUAUGUAAUUUUGGGAUCACUGGACUCCAACUUUGGCAUAAUGGAAUCCUACAUACUAUUUAAUGGUAAAUCCUUUGGAGUUUUGGGGGGGUUUUGUUGUUGUUUUGUUGGGGUUUUGUUGUUGAUUUUCCCCCCCUACUAAUGAGCAUUUUCUUGA
Molecule: messenger RNA, 5568 nt
Organism: Camelus dromedarius (Arabian camel)
Lineage: Eukaryota; Metazoa; Chordata; Mammalia; Artiodactyla; Camelidae
Gene: GEMIN5
Product: gem nuclear organelle associated protein 5
Exons: 28
Coding region: 74-4606 (1510 amino acids)
Biological process (GO): spliceosomal snRNP assembly
Cellular component (GO): nucleus; SMN complex
Molecular function (GO): mRNA 3'-UTR binding; protein binding
Source: RefSeq, a predicted model, not a curated record